AUGGUAUGUCGGGGAAAAGAGUAUGUUGGAGAAAAUGGUAAAAAUGGAAAUCUUAAGAAAAGGGCAUGUCGGGGUGAAAAUGGAAUGUCGGUAUGUCGAUAUGUCAAAGAAAAGGAUAGGCGGGGAAAAGGAAAUGUCAAGAAAAGGGGAAUGUCAAGAAGAGGGUAUGUCGGGGAAAAGGAUAUGUCGGGGAAAAGAGUAUGUUGGAGAAAAUGGAAUGUCGGUAAAAAUGGUAUGUCGGUGAAAAUGGAAUGUCGGUAUGUCGGUGAAAAGGAUAUGUCAAAGAAAAGGAUAAGGCGGGAAAAGGAAAUGUUAAGAAAAGGGAAAUUGAAAGAAAGCGACAAUUUCGAAAAAUUUAGAAAUAAAGAUUAA
Messenger RNA from Dentiscutata erythropus, 372 nucleotides. The record is from the annotation of a GenBank genome assembly. Lineage: Eukaryota; Fungi; Glomeromycota; Glomeromycetes; Diversisporales; Gigasporaceae.